This is a messenger RNA of Chelmon rostratus (copperband butterflyfish), 2669 nucleotides long. It is a transcript of the gene bgnb, whose product is annotated as biglycan b. NCBI's taxonomy places the organism in Eukaryota, Metazoa, Chordata, Actinopteri, Chaetodontiformes, Chaetodontidae. The record is from RefSeq and is a predicted model, not a curated record. The coding region runs from base 240 to 1358 and encodes 372 amino acids. The transcript is spliced from 8 exons. Gene Ontology annotation, molecular function: protein binding.
AGCGAGCACACACGGUGCCCUGACACGGUUCGCAGUGGCACACAGUGGUGGAGGAGCUGCAGCUGGAUGUCAGAGGACCACGGGGAAAUACUGCAAUAAUCCCUAAAUGUGAUGAAAAUAUAGGACAACAAGUCUCCAGGAUAAUCUGACGCACAGAGGGAGAAAACAGUCUUCAACCUGCUAUUUUUGGAAUUUGGAAUUAAUAUCUUAUUUCUAUCCAUCAGGUGUGUAAGUUAAAGAUGUUGCCACAUUGCUCCCUCCUGCUGUUGCUAUGCGCGGUGCAGCUGCUCUCCUCCUCCUCUGCCCUGCCCUUCGAGCAGCGAGGCUUCUGGGAUUUUGCCAUGGACAGCAUGGACACCGGCGGGAUAAUGACGAUGAUGAGGGAUGAGGAAGAGGGCUCCGCCGUGGAGGAGGUCCUCCCCCCUGACGUACCCAUGUGCCCCUUCGGCUGCCACUGUCAGCUCCGGGUCGUCCAGUGUUCUGACCUCGGUCUGACCGAGGUGCCAAACAAUAUUCCUCGGGACACCAAGUUCCUGGAUCUGCAGAACAACCAUAUCACCGAACUCAAAGAGAACGACUUCAAAGGCCUCACUAACUUAUAUGGUCUGUCUCUGAGGAAUAACCAUAUUUCUAAAGUCCACCCCCGAGCAUUUGUGCCUCUGAAGCACAUGCAGAAGCUCUACUUCUCCAAGAAUCUGCUGACCACCAUCCCCAAGAACUUGCCUUCUUCUCUGGUUGAGCUGAGGAUCCACGAGAACCGCAUCAAGAAGGUGGCAGCCGGAGCCUUCGCAGGACUGGGCAGCAUGAACUGCAUAGAAAUGGGAGCAAACCCCCUCCACAACAGCGGUUUUGAGCCUGGAGCCUUCAAGGGACUGAAACUGAAUUAUCUGCGUAUAUCAGAGGCCAAACUGACUGGGGUGCCAAAAGAUCUCCCAGAGAGUCUUCACGAGCUUCAUCUGGACCACAACGAGAUCCAGGCCGUGGAACUGGAGGACCUGAGCCGCUACAAAAACCUGUACAGGUUGGGCCUCGGCUUUAAUCAUAUCCGCAACAUAGAGAACGGCAGUCUGUCGUACCUGCCCAGACUGAGAGAGCUACAUCUGGACCACAACCGCCUCACUCGUGUUCCCAAAGGCCUCCCAGAUAUGAAAUACCUGCAGGUGGUGUACCUCCAUUCCAACAACAUCAACCAGGUGGGUGUGGAUGACUUCUGCCCUCGAGGAUUCGGGAUGAAGAGGACAUUCUAUAACGGCAUCAGCCUGUUUGCUAACCCCGUCAACUACUGGGAGGUGCAGCCGGCCACGUUCCGCUGUGUCAGCGACCGGCUCGCCAUUCAGUUUGGCAACUACAAAAAGUAAAGACGGGGGGAUACUGAGAGGUGGAGAGAGUGAGGGGAAGGGGAUGGAGGAAUGGAGGAGGAGCAGAUAAUUUAAGUAAUGAAAAAAAAACAAACCCUGAGAGGUGUCGGGAGUUAUUUGAGAUUAUUAUUAUUAUUAUUAUUAUUAUCAUUAAUUGAUUUGAUUGAUUUUUGGAGAGGAUGAGUGAUGGAGAAGAUGGGCAAUAAACUGAUGGGAUAGAAAGAAAAAGUGAAAAAUACAAUCACAUAACUUGAAGGGAGUGGAAAGCAAAGCCCUUGCAGUACUUCGCCGGAGUUUUUUUUUUUUUUUUUGCAUUUUUUUUGCAUUUUUUUGAAUUGAAGGUUCUGAAAGUUUUGCCAUCUGAAACGGAUGAAACAGAGGAGACUGUCUGAGAAGAAUGUUUCCCCCACAACCGAAAUCCAUGAAAAAUGAGUACUGAAAACUUGUGAAGCAUUUCAUUCCAUAUCUUUUACACAGUAGUGCUAAUUGUGAUAGAAGUCAUUUUCGUUUUAUUAACAUUUUUAAGAUUACUAGUAAAGAAAUAGAACAGCAAUGCAUUUUAGAUUUUUUUUAUAUAUAUAUAUAUACAUAAAAAGGUGCUCUGUAUGACUUUCUGUGUGUGCUGAUUUGGGAGAUACAUCACAUUGUCCCUGUUUCACUGGUCCCAAGCCAUUUGGCGCUCAAUUCUGUGAUUUAUUAUACUGUAUUAAUAAACAACUAGUCACGGAUUUGGGUCUAUUUCCACCAUUUACAGACACAAAAAGUAGAAACUAUUAUACAACUUAAGCAAUUAAAAACAUUUGUAUAUAUACAGUAUCAUGGCAGUUGACUGAUCAGUCCUAGACAUUUUUUUUAUUGACCUGAGAUAACUGAACCACCAGCCUGCCUGUGUAAGAGUCUAUUCUGUGCCUUUACUAAUAUGCUGUCUGUAUGAUACUUUAAUACAGUAUUCCUUGAGGGGACACUGAGGCAGUGGGGGGUUGCCCCAGUUUGAGAAAACACACAUCCGCUUUGCUUUGAGACAAUGAAGGCAGUGUGUUUACAUAGAGCUACAAACAUUAGUAGUGUUAAUGCAUUUUUUGCACAGCUUUUCUGUUAUGCUUAUCUGCUUCGGGGUUAUUGGAGGGUUAGUCUUUUUACGUUGGUAGAUCUCUGUGGAACUACUCUAAGUAUUCUGUCCUGUCUCUGUUCUGUAAUCUGACAAGCUACUGCUGCAUGUGAAUAAAGACAUUUUUAGCCUGCUGCAUAAAGCCAGAGAACAACUGAUGCCCCUGCGUUGGAUGCUGUGUGAGAAAUAAAGAAGAACUAUCA